AUGGCGGUCGGGAUUCAUCCCGAUUUGCUGGUGCCACCGAGUGCUCCUUAUGCUAUUUACACAGUCGAGGACCUUCUCGCUCAGCAAGGCAGAGAAGGUUUACCAGUCCUAGACCCCGACCAACCGGACGAAACUUUGUGGUUUGGAGUUGAUGGUUCUGUCGCUCGGAACGUAGCCGAGGUAACCAAAGGCUACUUCCCCGACGCUCAUCCGAACUGGAAAUUGACGCCAGACCACGUCAGAAAAAUGUGGUUCAAAAUGUUCGCCCAAAAAUAUCAUUGGUCCAUAGGGGUGAACGAGAGGGUGAAAAAAACGUUUAUUGGAAAGGCGAAAGCUCGAUUGUUGGACACGUUAUCCAACUGGAAGGAUGAUUGGAUCGUGAAGGGUUAUAAGCAGGGAAAACCCGCUGAGCUCACCACGUCUGUGUGGGAUGGCCUCAUCCAUUUUUGGAACAUGCCAUCGUCCAUUAAAGUCUCCAACAGUUGCUCCACCUCCCGUCAGAAAGAUGAGCAAGGCAACGGGCCGAUGCUUCAUACUACGGGUCAAAAAUCCCACGGCGGUUUCCGUAUGGAUAUGGCCAAAGAGACGGCUCGUCGGCAGGGAGUUGAGUGGAUUAGAGCUUGA
Brassica napus (rape) is the source of this 624-nucleotide messenger RNA. RefSeq lists its product as uncharacterized. Lineage: Eukaryota; Viridiplantae; Streptophyta; Magnoliopsida; Brassicales; Brassicaceae. The coding region runs from base 1 to 624 and encodes 207 amino acids. The record is from RefSeq and is a predicted model, not a curated record. The transcript has 4 exons.